CAAAGGUUUGUAAAACCCAUCGACUAGCAGAGGAGCUUCAGCUCACCACAGUACCCUGAGUACAGAGGAGAGACUGAGUCUCAGAGCACUGCAGGGUGAUCAGAGCUUUUCACUGCUUACCUGCAUCAUGGACCAGCACUGCAUGGUUACUGAUGGUCCACAUUACAGAAAGAAAACAGCUCAAAUUCAUCUUGGUCUGGCAAUGCUGUUAGCCAGGUGCUGUAGCUCAUUGACUCAGAGAAGUCUGAUUCCUCCCCUGUGGUCACUCUUCUGUUUGAAUCAGACACUCAGGCAAGCUGUGAAAGGGCCCUGGAAGUGCUGGCCAAUCAGCUGCACACAGACCUCAGCUGCACAAUACUGCCCCCUACUGGAUCCCCUCACUCUGCCGCUCUGGUGUGUCCAACAGGAAGAGGGAAGCAGUUCUCACAAGCUGAGUGCAGCACUUUGAGUGUGAAUAGAAAAAAUGGUUCAUUAUGCAGCUAUUUUAAAAAUCUGCGUGCGGCAACUUUCAAACUGAACUGACGAAGAAACGACAGCCAAAGUUCAGUGUCAGGGAGAAUUCCUGUUCACUGUAGCCUGUGUGAAAACUAAAACUACCACCUUAUUUGGUUAAAAAAAAAAAUUCUAAUCAAAUCGAUGCAUUAAAAAGAAUUGAGACCAACUAUACGCUGCAUUUCAAGCAUUUCAAGGACAAAAACGAAAACGUGAAUAAGUAGAAAAUUGUGGAGCGGGGGAGGGGUAGGAAACCUGGAAAUAACCAACGCCAGGUGAGGUCACAGUGUGAUUAUAUCUGAAGAGAAAACCUGUUUUGCCUGUAGUUCAUACCUACCUACUCUUAUCUGUAAAUCCCUCCCCUGGAUCUGGGUGUAACUCUGUACUAAGAUUUCUAGUUCUAUUAGUUGGCAUAAGACGUGCUCUAGCUCUGAGACAGAAUGGCGUCUGGAUCUUCUCUCCUGGAAGAGGAGCUCUCCUGUCCUGUGUGCUCUGAAGUCUUCAGGGAUCCUGUUCUCCUGAGCUGCAGUCACAGCUUCUGUAAGGCCUGUCUGCAGCAGUACUGGGAACAGAAGGGAUCUCAGGAGUGCCCGAUGUGCCGGAGAAGAUCUUCUAUGGAUCCACCUCCCUAUAACCUGUCUCUGAGGAAUGCCUGUGAGGCGUUCUUAAAGGAGAGAAGUCAGAGAGCUAAAGCAGGAUCUGAAGUGCUGUGCAGUCUGCACAGUGAGAAACUCAGACUCUUCUGUUUGGAUGAUGAUGAGUUCAUUUGUGUCGACUGUUUAACAGGAAUGCACAAAAAUCACAGCUUUUCUCCAGUAGAGGAGGCUGCACUGACACAUAAGGAGAAACUCAGGACUGCACUGGCUACACUGCAGGAGAAGCUAAAAGCCUUUAAUGAAGUUAAACUAAUCUGUGAUCAAACAGCAGCGCACAUCAAGAGCCAGGCCCAGCACACAGAGAGACAGAUAAAGAUGGAGUUUGAGAAACUUCAGAAGUUCCUAAAAGAUGAAGAGGCAGCCAGGAUCACUGCACUGAGGGAGGAAGAAGAGCAGAAGAGUCAGUUGAUGAAGGAGAAGAUUGAUAAGAUGACAGAAGAGAUAUCAUCCCUUUCAGAACAAAUCAGAGCCAUAGAACAUGAGCUGGGAGCUGAAGACAUCUCAUUCCUGCAGGUUACACAAGUGACUCCUGAAUAUUAUUGCAGAGCCCAGUGCACACUGGCGGAUCCAGAGAAGGUCUCAGGAGCGCUGAUUGAUGUGGCCAAGCACCUGGGCAAUCUGAAGUACAGAGUGUGCGAGAAGAUGCUGGGGACUGUUCAAUACACUCCUGUGACUCUGGACCCCAACACAGCACAUCCCAACCUCUCACUGUCUGAGGAUCUGACCAGCGUGAGACGCAGUGAUGAGAGACAGCAGGUUCCUGAUAAUCCAGAGAGAUUUGAUACGGGGCAGUGUGUGCUGGGCUCUGAGGGAUUCAGCUCAGGGAGACACUACUGGGAUGUAGAAGUAGGAGAUGAGGACUGGGUGGUGGGUGUGGCUAAAGAGUCCAUCAGCAGGACAGGGCCUGUGUAUCUGUGCCCAGGAGGAGGAGUGUGGAGUAUAGAGCAGCAGAGUGGGAAAUACGCAGCCCUGACCUUCCCACGUACAGCCCUCACUGUGCAGAGGAAACCCCAGAGAGUCAGAGUGCAGCUGGACUGGGACAGGGGGAAGGUGUCAUUCUCUGACCCCAGUAACAACACUCCUCUCUACACUUUUAAACUCUCCUUCACUGAGAGAGUGUUUCCAUUCUUCUGGUUUGGUUCUCUGCAGAUCUGUCCACUGAAGGUGUCUGUAAGAGUGGAAUAGUGCUGUGGUUUGUGGGCAAGGAUCAGGUGAACAGACUGCUUCUUUCACUUUGACAUGAUUAAUGAGUAUCUAUGCAGAUAAAUAUCUUUUACAGUAUUUUAUUUAAUUGUUUAAAAAAUAAAGAUCCAUGUCUGCAUGUCCCUUUGUAACCUCAUGAUGUCAAUGUUGCAGUAGAAUAUUGGUUUGUGCGUAAUAAGUUGAAUUGUAAUAAAUGCACCAGUGGAAUCA
Messenger RNA from Anguilla rostrata (American eel), 2561 nucleotides. Its product is annotated as E3 ubiquitin-protein ligase TRIM35-like. Gene Ontology annotation, biological process: protein ubiquitination. The transcript has 5 exons. Lineage: Eukaryota; Metazoa; Chordata; Actinopteri; Anguilliformes; Anguillidae. Gene Ontology annotation, molecular function: ubiquitin protein ligase activity; zinc ion binding; protein binding. The record is from RefSeq and is a predicted model, not a curated record. Bases 933 to 2333 code for a protein of 466 amino acids. Gene Ontology annotation, cellular component: cytoplasm.